Messenger RNA from Hydractinia symbiolongicarpus, 2730 nucleotides. Its product is annotated as solute carrier family 22 member 15-like. The record is from RefSeq and is a predicted model, not a curated record. Bases 314 to 1936 code for a protein of 540 amino acids. Gene Ontology annotation, cellular component: membrane. NCBI's taxonomy places the organism in Eukaryota, Metazoa, Cnidaria, Hydrozoa, Anthoathecata, Hydractiniidae. Gene Ontology annotation, biological process: transmembrane transport. The transcript has 12 exons. Gene Ontology annotation, molecular function: transmembrane transporter activity.
AAUGACAAAUAGUAAAGUGAGUUUCUUUUUUCAGAAAUAAUUAAUAAUUAACUGUAACAGUUAAAAAGAACUAAAAAUAUUACCUCUGGGAAAAUAUAAAUAUUAUUUAAUUACAUAAUAUCCAGCUAAUUACACAACGAAAAUAAAAAUAAAAUAUUUUAGUGUAUAAUAUGCUUGAAAUAUACUUCAUUAAUAUUUUUAUUUUGAGGUGGCCUUUAACCACAAAAGCAUCGAUUAAUUAAAAAUAAAAUCUUAGAGAAGAGAAAUUUUGCAAAGUAAAGGUUAAGUAAAAACCAACAGAAAUUCGUUGAUCAUGCAACACGAAGAUAUUCAUCAUGUAGAAUUGUUGGAAUUAAAUGGAAACCAGUCACAAACACGCGAAGUAACAUUAGACAGUAUGUUAGUAAAUCUGGGUCGACCUGGUUUAUAUCAUCUGAUUAACACAUUCAUCCUCAAGUGGAUAUUAUUUUUCGUUUGUACUCAAUUUGUGGUUGUCUCGUCAUCUAUCGGGAUCACUCCAAGAAAUUUUAGAUGUCAAAGUUCAUUGGAAAAUCACACAGAGUUAGCCAUUACACUUAACACAAGUGCAGAGAAAAUUAAUUUUGGAAAUUGUCACGUGACUGUAAAAGGUAACGUGAGCAAAGAACUUCCUUGCGAUAGCUGGACAUACAUGUUUACUAAGGAAGAAGGUGAAAUUGACUCUAUUGUAACAAAGUGGGAUUUGGUGUGCGAUAAGAAAUUUCUUCCUCAGCUGUCGACGUCGUUAUUCUUUGUCGGCGUCAUGAUUGGUACUUCACUUUUACACCACCUACCAGAUAAACAUGGACGCCGACCGACGUUGUUGUUGUUUUUACUGCUCUCCAUCACGGUGUCUGCUGGAACGGCCCUCGUAGACAAUCUGAUCUUAUUUUUAGUGCUUCGCUUCACACUAGGUGUUUUAAUCUGUGUUGCUCACACUACGGCUAAUAUAUGCGCUGUGGAACUAUAUCCUACGAAAUAUAACGAUACAAUUGGCACGAUUUUAUCUAGCCUGUAUAUAGUUGACAUACUGUUCGGAAACACGAUAGCGUGGCUGAUGAGAAGUUGGUGGAAAACUCAACUCAUUUUCGCAGUACCCACAUUCAUUCCGUUGAUAGUUGCUUAUUUUUUUUUGCCAGAAUCGUUGCGAUGGCUUAUUAUUCACGACAGACAAGAAGACGUCAAACGGCACCUCCAAAACGCUGCUCGUAUUAACGGCGUAACGCUCGGAGAUUUACCGACAAUACGAGGAAAUUCUUUGUUGCCAGGAAACGACACGAGUAAUAAGCGUAUUCCAUUUCGAAGGAUCCUAUCAUACAAAGAGAUGCGCAAAAGAUUAUUUGCGGGCAUAUUUCUAUGGAUUGGGUUAGCGUUAUCGUUUUACGGAUUGGCGUUCAAUGUCAAGAAUUUAUCCAGGAAUCCCUACUUAUCUCUUGUUAUCUCUUCUGCAGUUGAUACUGCUCCCAUAGCAACAACGAUAUUGUUUAUGAAAAGGCUAGGUAAAAGAAGGCUCGUUGUUAUUUAUUCAUUCAUCGGUGGUGUUUUCUCGAUUAUUUACAAGUUUUACAAUCAUUUAGCUAUUAUGAUGGUUGGAAAAAUGUUUUGUGCAAUUUCGUUUACAGUCAUCUACUUUUACACUAUGGAUAUAUUUCCUACAGAAUUCAGGACAAGGUGUUUUGGUGCAUGUAUUAUGACUGGUCGACUGGGGAGUUUGCUUGCUCCUCAACUGGUUGCCGUGGGUACAUACACAUCAGCGGACAUCCCAGUUUUAGUCAGUGGUAUUUUUCUCUUCAGCGGAGCCUUCAUCUUGUAUUUCUUUCUUCCUGAAACAUCAAACAUCCCAACGCCAGAUAAAGUUGAAGACGUGGAAAAUUAUAAACAAAUUAAAAAAGAUAGAAAGAUGUUAGUGGAUACUUAGAGCGUGUUCUACGUACAGAACGGGAAUUAAAAUAUAGCUAAAAGAAGAUGAACGCAAACAUGCGAUUCUGUGCGGGAAUUUGAACUUCUUUCAAAUUCAUGUGUUCGUCUAGUAUUUUAUUCCCCGCACUUUUCUUUUUCCUUUUGCCAAAAUUUCAUAUCACUAUCAUAUUUUCCCAUGGUGUUUUUUAACGUGUUAUUAAUGUUUAUACAUGGAAGUAUAUUGAUGUCUUCUCGUAAGGUCAAUCCUCUAUUGACCGCCAUUAAUUAAAAAAUUGAUGACAAUAUUUUGAAGUAUCUCUAACAAAAAGGAACGGUGUCUUCUUGCAAGCAACCUCGUCCCCAGUGGUUUGCGGCCUCUUAGACGUUCUAACAAAGUGGCCAACAUUGCCACUAUCAAGUUCAUACCAACAAGGAAAAAUGCCCUGGAAACGGUGUCUUCUUGCAGGGCCAAUUCUUUAUUGAACGCGGAUUCUGCCUCCCCUGACGGCUUUUUUUAAUAACUCCUUAGUGCUAUGUUAUAUGCCUAUGAAACUUACUGAGUUUCCAAAUUUAUCUAUUAGACACCUGCGUUGUCACGUAGAUGGCUAUAGAAAAUAAGAUAACUUUUCGUUGGACAUCAUGGAUGCUUAUUAUUUCACUAUUACGGAAUUUCAUACCGCGUAGGUCUGGGCACUAGCAAAGCGCUUUUAGGGACAAAUUUUUGGCUUGUUUUGUUUUGUGUCGAUAGAAUUUUGAAACUCCGUUAUGGCUUGUCAAAAUUUGUUAUAUCGUAAGAAAUUUUGGCCAAAUUUG